Messenger RNA from Lingula anatina, 1008 nucleotides. RefSeq names its product sarcoplasmic calcium-binding protein. Gene Ontology annotation, molecular function: calcium ion binding. Lineage: Eukaryota; Metazoa; Brachiopoda; Lingulata; Lingulida; Lingulidae. The record is from RefSeq and is a predicted model, not a curated record.
AUAAAGGACUGUUUUUACUCAGGCCACAGUUCAAUUCGUUUCAGAAACGAUUGUGUAAACGUUAACAGCUUUUUGAGCUAGAAAUGUCUUGUACAGCCAUACUGAAUAUGCCAAGACUCCUUCAACGUCGCCUGCUUGGGGUCGCAAUGAUACUACAACCUAACAGAAAUUUGAGGACAUUUAUCCCGACUGGGCAAAAUUUAUUAAAGAAGAUACAGCUGCCCCUAUAUGACAAACAUAGGGAAAUGGCGCCAGUUAUCCAGCUCAAGCAAGGCCUGGCGAAGCAGCCAUGGCAUUUUAGAAAGCCGAUCGAAUACCCGCAGCUGACUGGUUCCGAUCAUUGGAGGCGCAAGAUGCGCACCGUAUUUAGAGUCUUCGACCUAAACGGUGAUGGUUGCAUCACACAAGAAGAUAAGGAGGAGAUGAACAGACGUACCGCAGAGUAUAUGAAUCUUGAUGAUGACAAGACUAAAACUGUUCUGAACCAGCGCCGUACCUACUGGGGAGAUGAAGCCCCUGACAAAGUAUUUGAGAAUGAGUUCGUAGAGAGUCAUCUAGUCAAGAUGAAUGAAAUCAAGUUCCGAGAAUUUUGGUUUGAUAUCCUUACUUCGAGAUUUCAAAUGAUGGAUCUUAAUGGAGAUGGACUCAUUUCUACAGAUGAACAUGCUGCUAUGUUCUACAGCUACAAGAUCCCUACUGAGCAUUCGAAGAAAGUGUUUGACAUUCUUGAUAGUAACAAUGAUGGUUUCAUCUCCAUGGAAGAGUUUUCCCACGCGUACACUGAAUUCUGGUAUACCGAAAAUCCUGACAACAUAUUCAAUGAAUGCUACGGUCCACUCAUUGACAAUGAAACUUGAAACGAUGUUUCCUAUUACCGAUUUCCAAAUACUCUGCUUCAAAGAUAAACUGUUGCAACCAAACAAAGACCACCCAUUUCGUUCAGAAUGAGGGCAAAUAGCCACCAGAAGGCCGGUUUUAAAGCCCUUAGCGAACAACAGCCAUUGUAAA